Molecule: messenger RNA, 363 nt
Organism: Penicillium psychrosexuale
Lineage: Eukaryota; Fungi; Ascomycota; Eurotiomycetes; Eurotiales; Aspergillaceae
Exons: 2
Coding region: 1-363 (120 amino acids)
Biological process (GO): protein phosphorylation
Molecular function (GO): protein kinase activity
Source: RefSeq, a predicted model, not a curated record
AUGAUCUUCACCAAUGUCCGGUCGGGGGCGGGGCCGUUCACGGACGAAGAGGAGCUCCACGAUUAUCUCUUAAGCCCUGCCUCUGAACACGGCUUCAAUUCGACUACAGAAUACAUUCAGGCUUUGGCGCAAGCAAAUGAAAUCCGCAAAUACUCUCACCGGAUUACUUUCACCCAUGGUGACUACAAGGCCCAUAAUAUUCUCGUCGGAGAUGAUGGUCAUCUAUCGGGUUUUCUUGAUUGGGAGUCUGCUGGCUGGUAUCCUGAAUACUGGGAUUUCACUACUGCAAUGAGAUAUGGAAAGAGCAGCUGGUGGUCUCAGGUAGCAUUGUGGAUUGGACCACGUUCUGAGGCAAGCAGUUAA